Molecule: messenger RNA, 1338 nt
Organism: Vicia villosa (hairy vetch)
Lineage: Eukaryota; Viridiplantae; Streptophyta; Magnoliopsida; Fabales; Fabaceae
Exons: 3
Coding region: 1-1338 (445 amino acids)
Molecular function (GO): catalytic activity
Source: RefSeq, a predicted model, not a curated record
AUGCCUAUGCUCCUACGGGAUUGGAAACCUGAUUUCUUUGUUACUGAUGAAUGCACUGCUCAGAAAUUGAGGGCUUCAUAUGCUAGAAUUCUUGUUGAAAUUGAUGCUACUCAACAAAUGCCAAAGGAGAUUACCAUACAAAAUCAUGAGGGAAAGAAGGUGAAACAGGCAAUUGAAUACGAGUGGCUACCUAAAUUUUGUGGAAGAUGCCAAAAAUUUGGGCAUAAUUGUGCCACGACCCGUACCAUACCUCAAUGGAAGCCAAAGCUGAAACAACCUACUGAGGAGCCAGCCAAAGAGAAUGGGAAGGAAUCAAUUGCUGAGGCUAGCACAGAGCAAGUGUUGGAAAGCAAGGAAGAUACUCCUAAUGGAGUGGUUAGCAAGAAUACUGGGCAGGAACAGUGGUCAUCCCCUAAAGUAGGCAACAAGGGACAUGGAACUAGCAGAAAUAAAUGUAAAGCUCCUAUUCAAGUCUUGUGUAGUAAUGGCUUCAAUGCUCUAGGGGAUUGGAUUGACCCCAUAGGGCAUGAAGAACUUGAACCAUGGUUACAACCCGAUAUUUGCAUUCUUUUGGAAACUAGGGUCAAAAAAGAUAAGGCUGAGUUGAUUAGGAAGAAACUGAAAUUACAUUAUGCUUAUGUUGAUAACUAUAAUAGUCAUGUAAAUGGUAGAAUAUGGAUUAGCUGGAAUCCCCUGAACACCAAUAUUAAAGUCUUGAACUGUACUGAGCAGAUGAUUCACUGCAAGGUUAUGGAUCCAUCUGGCAAGCUUAAAUUUCAACUGACUGCAGUCUAUGCCUUGAAUACUCUGGCUCAGAGAAGGAAACUCUGGCAGGAUAUUAGCAGCCUGCCUAGGAUUGAUCAUGAGCCAUGGUGCCUCAUUGGAGACUACAACAAUGUACUAAGAAGCAAAGAUAGGAUUGAUGGCAACCUUGUUACUGAAAGAGAAUUUGUGGAUUUGCAAACUAUGAUGGACAUGUGUAAUUUAACUGAAAUGGAGAACCAAGGUGACUACUAUACUUGGCACAACAAGCAUGAUAGGGAUCCUAUAUUUUCCAGAAUUGAUAGGGUUUUGGGAAACAGUGCUUGGUUCCAAAACAUGGACAUGAAUCUGAGGCACCACCCUCCUCAUAUCUCUGAUCAUGCUUUGCUCCAGGUUAGCAUGAAUUCCCUACCCAAUCAUAAGAGAAGCCAUUUCAAGUUUGUGAAUCAGAAUGUGGAGUUUAGAGGGUUUCCAAGCAGCUGUUGCCAACAAUUGGAGUAUGCCUAUACAUGGGAGUCCUCCUUAUGUGCUUUGGGAAAAACUCAAAAGGCUGAAGCCCAUUCUCAAGAAGCUUAG